Alosa sapidissima (American shad) is the source of this 2444-nucleotide messenger RNA. It is a transcript of the gene hgsnat, whose product is annotated as heparan-alpha-glucosaminide N-acetyltransferase. Lineage: Eukaryota; Metazoa; Chordata; Actinopteri; Clupeiformes; Clupeidae. The record is from RefSeq and is a predicted model, not a curated record. Bases 361 to 2100 code for a protein of 579 amino acids. The transcript has 18 exons.
UGAUCUCACUAUGUUCACCAAAACAGUGUUGUUAAACGGUCUAACCAUAAUCUCUCGCAGUCGCUCUGCAAUCAACAGUUUGAACUUCCCUCGGUUUAGAGAUUAAUGGCUAGAGGCAGAAACGUACGUUGUAGGGGAGUCGGAUUAGAAUAGCAUGUGACAUGGGUGGACAUCGACGAUAGACGGAGUAGGGAACAGAGGGUAGAGCUAGUGAAUGUGAUUCGGUCGUGACCGAGCAGCUGACUCACCAGCACAAUUAAUGUUGACGCUUUAGUGAAAUCGCGAAUCUCUUGCAGCCUCAAUCAAAACACAACUCUUGCGAGUGCCUCACAUCCACAUCGCAAAACUCUCGUGCCUAAGAUGGACGAAGCAAUUCUGACCGUCAGCAAUGAACUACAGAGUGAUAUGGUUGUAUCUUGGCUGUCAGACCAUUGCUACCAGUGCUUGUUCCAGCCUCUUGGUGUAGUACCAGCAGGCCCAGGACCUGGGCUCCCGAGUGUGGUAGACUUCACCGUGAGCACACAGCACCCCGUCACCCUUCAGCUCAACAGCUCCCCUGUCAACCUAGAGCAGUGCAGGCUUCAUUUCCAUUUUGGUGAGCAUGGAAAAUACUCAUUGUGGGUGAAGAAUCUCAACGAUCCAGCAGAGGUGAACUGCUCCUUAGUCACUGAAACAGAACCUGUGAACAGCUACUUGCCUAUUCUGUUCGCAUUCCUUGGUUUUACCGGCUUGGCUGUGCUGGCUGCUAUUGGAAAUACAAUAAUGGGACUGGAGGUCGUGAAAAAUCAUCUUCUGCGUUGGGGAAAUGCUAUGGAGACUGACAGACUCAUCAACUCGGAGCUUGGCCCAUCGAGUCGCUUGGUGGAGCCCUCUGUGGAAGUGGCCAUACCCGCCACGGCUGGUAGGAGGCUUCGGUCGCUUGACACAUUCCGAGGGUUCUCCCUAGUCAUAAUGGUCUUUGUAAACUACGGAGGUGGAAGAUACUGGUUCUUUAGGCAUGAGAGCUGGAAUGGGCUGACUGUGGCAGAUUUAGUAUUUCCAUGGUUUGUCUUCAUCAUGGGCACCUCCAUUGCUCUGUCUACAAGCGGCUCGCUGCGUCGAGGGGCCUUCCGCUCCCACCUACUGGGGAAAGUCCUGUGGAGAAGCGUCCAGCUCUUCCUCAUUGGCCUCAUCGUCAUCAAUCCAAACUACUGCCAGGGGCCAUUGGGGUGGGACUCCUUACGUAUUCCUGGAGUGUUACAGCGACUGGCAUUUUCCUACCUGGUUGUUGCCUCUCUGGAUCUUCUGGUUGCUAGAGUUCGACUUGAUAACCUGCCAUUGAAUGCCUGGUGGUACCCAGUCUGUGACUUCCUCCUAUACUGGCCUGCCUGGCUGUGUGUGCUUCUCCUGGAAGCGUUGUGGCUGUCCCUGACCUUCCUCCUUCCUGUUCCUGGCUGUCCAAAUGGCUAUUUGGGGCCUGGUGGACUAGGGGACUUUGGCCAGUACCCAAACUGCACGGGGGGAGCAGCAGGCUUCGUCGACCGUUGGCUUCUGGGAGAGUCUCACAUUUACCAGACGCCAUCAUCAAGGGUUGUUUACCGGUCCACAGCGGCAUAUGACCCAGAGGGAGUGUUAGGCAGCAUAAACUCCAUCCUGAUGGCUUUCCUUGGUCUUCAGGCUGGAAAGAUUCUUCUUCACUACAGUGAUCUUCACUCUAAAAUAAUUUCCAGAUUUCUCAUAUGGGGGUUUGUCCUGGGUGUAUUAUCUGCGGUCCUGACCAAGUGUUCUAAAGACCAUGGUUUCAUCCCUGUCAAUAAAAACCUAUGGUCUCUGUCUUAUGUGACUACGCUCAGCUGUUUUGCCUUUGUUAUUCUGGGUGCGGUGUACUACAUAGUGGAUGUGAAGAAAUGGUGGUCUGGCACUCCUUUCUACUACCCAGGUAUGAACUCCAUCUUGGUGUACAUGGGCCAUGAGAUCUUUGAGGAAUACUUCCCCUUCCGCUGGCGGAUGGCAAACAGCCAGUCCCAUGCCGAGCACCUUGCCCAGAACCUGGUGGCCACAUCUAUAUGGGUGUUCAUCUCCUAUGUGCUCUACAGGAAGAAGAUUUUCUGGAAGAUUUAAGUGUGUUCUGGGUGUGGGAUAAGGUUUCUUCCGGGACAAAGGGAGACUAAAUGUGACAAUACUGUACAAACGUUUGGGCCUUUUCAGUGGAACUGAUACAGUGGGGUUUUUUGUUAUUGUAUUGGGCCCAGCUCCCUGUGGAUGCUGCAGAGACCAUGGAUUCAAGCAAACUGCUAGCCCUCAAUUGCCAAUACCACAUAAAGGCAAAGUGUGUUCAGAUCGCAUGAGCUUUUUCCUUUGUGUGGAGCUUGGAGUGACGAUCAGUCCUACAAGUCUAUGGAUAUGUUUUCAAAAGCCGUUGUCCUGAGGCUUUUUUUUUUUUUUUUUUACUGAUCCAAAAAAGA